Molecule: messenger RNA, 2298 nt
Organism: Eutrema salsugineum
Lineage: Eukaryota; Viridiplantae; Streptophyta; Magnoliopsida; Brassicales; Brassicaceae
Product: protein IMPAIRED IN BABA-INDUCED STERILITY 1
Exons: 9
Coding region: 122-2071 (649 amino acids)
Biological process (GO): positive regulation of transcription elongation by RNA polymerase II; protein phosphorylation
Cellular component (GO): nucleus; cyclin-dependent protein kinase holoenzyme complex
Molecular function (GO): RNA polymerase II CTD heptapeptide repeat kinase activity; cyclin-dependent protein serine/threonine kinase activity; ATP binding
Source: RefSeq, a predicted model, not a curated record
UCUUUUUCAUCUUUGUUCUUGUUCUUUGUCUGCAAUCCCAUUUCAUCUUUUUGGUCUAAUGAGGGGUUGAUUCCCCUGAUAUUAGACCCGUUUCCGAAUCAGGAAACAAUUAUCUCUAAAAAUGGGUUGCAUCAGCUCCAAGAACGUCUCAUGUUUAACGGACCAGAGUGUCUCACCGGUCCAAGAAAACGUCCCGGAACCCAAAUUCUCCACGAACCAGCAACAUCGAGCUUUUGUUGAUCAUUCAUUGGAGACGAGUCACAAUAGCAGACGGUCAAGGAGAUCAAAGAGGUUAGGCGCCGGUUCUGAUUUAAGGAUUGGUGUGAGCCUCAUUUCCGGGUUAUCUCAUAGGAACGUAGAGGCUGAGCAAGCGGCUGCUGGCUGGCCUGCUUGGCUAUGUUCGGCUGCGUCUGAGGCUGUCCAUGGUUGGGUUCCUUUAAAGGCAGAGGCGUUCCAAAAGUUGGAGAAGAUUGGACAAGGAACAUAUAGUAGCGUGUUUCGAGCACGGGAAGUAGAAACUGGGAAAAUGGUGGCAUUGAAGAAGGUAAAAUUUGAUAAUCUUCAACCAGAGAGCAUUAGGUUUAUGGCAAGAGAGAUUUUGAUUCUACGGAAACUCAACCAUCCAAACAUCAUGAAACUUGAGGGUAUAGUAACGUCUCGUGCUUCAAGCAGCAUUUAUCUUGUUUUCGAGUAUAUGGAACACGAUCUUGCGGGUUUAUCUUCGAAUCCCGACAUCAGAUUCACUGAGGCACAGGUCAAAUGUUACAUGCAGCAACUACUUUGGGGACUAGAGCAUUGUCAUAUGCGAGGCGUAAUGCAUAGAGACAUUAAGGCAUCAAACAUUUUGGUCAAUAACAAAGGAGUUUUGAAGCUUGGAGACUUUGGUCUAGCAAAUAUGGUCACAGCUAAGAACAGAAACCAAUUGACAAGCCGUGUGGUGACUUUAUGGUAUCGAGCUCCUGAGCUUCUUAUGGGAUCCACUAGUUAUGGAGUAUCAAUUGAUUUAUGGAGUGUGGGAUGUGUUUUUGCUGAGAUUCUCAUGGGAAAACCAAUCCUGAAAGGCAGAACCGAGAUUGAACAAUUGCAUAAGAUCUACAAGCUUAGUGGAUCACCACCGGAUAGUUUCUGGAAAAGAAAUAAGAUAACUCACGCAACUUCCUUCAGGCCUCAACAUACUUAUGAAGCCACUCUCAGAGAACGAUGCAAUGAGUUAUCAACAACUGGUGUUUUUCUAUUAGAAACUUUACUUUCAAUGGAACCUGAGAAACGUGGGACUGCUUCAUCUGCGCUUAAUUCCGAGUAUUUCUUGACGAGGCCUUAUGCGUGUGAUCCUUCUUCAUUGCCUAAAUAUCCACCAAACAAAGAAAUGGAUGCUAAACAUCGUGAAGGUCUUCGCAGGAAAAGAGCAAACAUCAAGCAAAGAGAUUCUGGAGUUGGCAGGAAACACAAAAGACCACAUAGAACAGAACACGAUCCAAAGAGUUACGCUAAGCUACCAAUAAGACAGGACACGUUUGAGGACAAGAACAUAACAAACGAUGCAUCUAGAGCGACCACAGCAACACAAGGAAACUAUUACAAACUAUCUGACCUUCCAAUGACCACAGGACCGGCUAGCGGUUUUGCGUGGGCCGUGAAGAGACGCAAAGAUCCUGAUAAUAUCUCCACUCUAACCUACUAUCAACCGAGCUCAAGAAGCCAGUUGAGCGGAACAAGUGUCGCUUUUGCUAAGAACACUUUCGGUUUAAACUUGAAACCAGACAAUGAUUCAGCCUGGGAGGUUCAGGGAGACGACGAUGAUCAAAUUAUCGAGGAGUUACCUAGUGAGGGCAAGCUUAGCCGUAUUGGUGAACGGUACGGAUCACUUGAUGGGUCUGGUUUGGAUUUCAGUCAAAGAGAGGAGGAUUCUCCAAAAAUCAAUCUAGAGCAUCUACAAUACGGAAAACAGAGCAUAUCAGGACCAUUGAUUUUUAAAUCAGGCAAGAUCGACGAAAUUUUGCAAAGGAAUGAAAGUAAUAUCCGGCAAGCUGUCAGAAAAUCUCAUUUCCAAAGGGAACAAGAUGACAGAUAACCUAGAGAGUCAAACUACCGAUCGAGAGGAAGGACAAAAUUCCACUUUUCAUCGUUGUUAGACAAAAGAGGAAAAAAAAAAGAAACAUUUCGGAAAAUUUGUGUCGUUGUUUAGACAAAAGAGGAAAAACAGAUAAUCAAUUCGGAAAAUUUGUGAAUCCGAUUAAUACCCAAAAUGUUUCUAAGGCCUCUUCGUUUUAUGAUGUUAUCAUGUGAUCUGCAUGUGAU